Molecule: messenger RNA, 2603 nt
Organism: Marchantia polymorpha subsp. ruderalis
Lineage: Eukaryota; Viridiplantae; Streptophyta; Marchantiopsida; Marchantiales; Marchantiaceae
Source: the annotation of a GenBank genome assembly
CACCUGUUGUUGGUUGCAGUAGCUGCUGCGGCUGCUUCCUGGACACUGCAAGUUAUUCUUCCAGCCAGACACCAGAUCAACCCGAGGCGCGUACGUAGAGCCGAAGGGAGACAGGAAUCCUGCGAGACCGAGAGGAGUGAUUCAAUGUUGCGAGCGGGGACGAGCUCGGGAAUCUCAGGCUGAGAGCGAGUUCGAUCGGUCGGUCGGCCUAUGGAUAAGCGGCAUGACGACGAUGCUGGUCGCGCAGCAGCCCUGCCCCAGCAGCAGCGACUGCGUGCUCCGUUUGCCCCGUUCCAGGCUCCAAGCUUCCAGGGCCCUCGAGCUCUCGUGCUGGCGGAGCUCGGACGGCCGCCGCUGGGACUGCCAUUCUCGUCGCCCGUGGGUGCUUUCCAGCAGCAGCAGCAGGCGAGCAGGCCCAAUGAUGCUCAUGGAGCGAAUCAGAACGAGAACGAGAACGAGAACCAGAGCUCGCAGGACAGGCUCGUGGAGACGAAUUCGUCGCUCACGCCGCUCGACCUCCACCGGCCUCCGAAUUCGAGGACUGGCACCAGCCUGCUCGAGUGCAGCGAGAGCACGUCGGGGAUCACUCCGUGCAGCUGGGCGUCGCUGUAUUCUGCCUUCAAGGUGCCGAGUCUGAGCAGCUUCGAGGAAGAAGACGUGAAAUCGCACUCGACUGCUCGAACCGUGCCUCUCGAUGCGAGAAUGCACGAUGUCGUCGACCACCGACGGGCCGAUGGGAUGGCCGGCCCCCCGAGGCCUGCGACGAGCGAUGGCGAAGGCAACCAGAGGGUCCCCGUGCAGAAUAGCGUCGCUGGAUCCGGUGCUGGCGCAUCUCCAUCUCCGCCCAAGGCUCGUCACUCGUUUCCAGCUCAGUCUUCGCAGUUCUCGAAUUCGUGGCAGGUGGGCGACAGCCACCGCCAGGCUCGAGGUGGCGGCGGUGGUGGUCUCGUGGGAUCUGAUCGAGGAUCCGGUACAGCUUUCGGCGAGCGAGCCAUGGGCCGGCGGGCGACGACUUCAGGCCAGACCAUUGAUCGUGACAGCAAUUCCCCCAUUUACGCACCGCAGCCUUCGUACGCCAAUGCCAGGGCGUCUGCCGGGGCUGAUCGGGGCAAGAACAAGAUGGCGGAUUUGAGCGCCAUGCCUGUCGAGCACGAACUCGAUCGAAUGCCGAUGUUCCGAAUCGCACCUACCAUGGCCGGGCUUCCCAUCGCAACAGGCUCCAGCUCGAGGAGAGAGCUCUUGUUGCCGCACCCCAGCCCGGGGCUGGGUUCACAAUUGCACGAAGCCGUGAGCAACAUGGGCAUGGGUGCGAUGCGUAUGCCAGCAGCAGCAGCAGCAGCAGGAAUGAACGAAAUGGGCACCGGAGGCAAGCGCUGCGUCGUGAAAGAGGUGGCCCACUCAAUUCAGGUUCAGGAUCAGGAUCAGGAUCGUCCUCAGGCUAUGGUGGGUGACUAUGAUCAGCCCCUUUGCGAUUUGGCGACUCAGCGGGAUAGUUUUAAGGCAGGGCGCCAAACUACGACAGCUGAAGCUUGCGCAGCAGCAGCCGAGAGGGCUGGGCAGAAGCAAAGUAGACUUCGGAAUUUGAGCGAUGUGGCGGAUGAGCCCGGCACAUCAGGAUUCAUCAAGCGCAGCCGUCAACAUCCGCAUUACAGUUCCUGGACAUUCCAGGCCGAGAAAUCGGACCGAUUACGUCCUGAUCAGCCGAGAGAGCAAUCGACCGGCACCGGUGUGAGAACGGAAUCGACUCAAAGCUGUAACUGGUUGCAACGCUGGCUCCCACCGAAAUCCAUCAUUCUUGGUGCAAGUGCAGAGAGCCCCGCAGCAGCAGCAGCUGCAGCUGCUGCCAGAUCUAGAGCCAGGCAGUGGGAUGGUCCUGACGCCCAUGGCAGAGGCAAUGGCAAUGGGAGUGGCAUGGGCUCCACGCCAGCCGAUAUCAAGUCCAGCUGCAAAUCAGCUGCUGAUGCGAGCAUGUGCGAGGAAAAUGGUCGGGAAUGGACGAGAAUUCAAAACCGGUUCAUGGAUUUCUCGUCCAGAGGUGGGCUGUUUAAACUGUCACCAUUGUCUGCCCCGAGUGCUUCAGCCCUUGCUAUGAUGGGCUCCGCUAGCAGGAGCCUAGGACCGCCGUUGACCCACGGAAAAGCUUCGAUCAUGAUGCGGCCUUCUGAGUCAAAGAAGAACUUCUGUACAUGGAUUCCACCGACCAGCGUUUCUACGACCAAGUGAAGGACAACUAGAGCAAAAGAGGAAAAAAAGCAAAUAUAUCUAUAUAUAAAAAAAUUCUGGACUUGCACUUGAAUGGCAGGCUACAUUCGAGUACGAGUCUAGAUCUCAUAAAUUUCAAUCUCAAAAUCAACUCUCUCUCUAUAAUGGCAGUCCUCUAAAGAAGAUUCGUACAGUGAAGACCAUUGAUGCCGCAGUGGCGCAUCUCUCUUGGCGAGAUAAUUUAGUACUACAUCACAGCACUUGAUCAGGGGAGUACUGCUUAACGACCCACCGAGAAGGAUACUGCACCUUUUCGGCAAAUGACUGCUGAAAUCGUCCAAACUUUCUGUCAGCAUCAAUAGCACCACUUGGGCACUUAAUUCUACAUGAUACAAUGUGGG